Messenger RNA from Spirodela intermedia, 3193 nucleotides. The record is from the annotation of a GenBank genome assembly. Lineage: Eukaryota; Viridiplantae; Streptophyta; Magnoliopsida; Alismatales; Araceae.
AUGAGUGGGCUCUCUUUUUCCAUUCUCAUCCUUCUUCUGUGCACAGCAUCGCCGCCCCACCUGCUGGCGACGGCAGCGCGCGACGUACUGGCGCCCGGGCAGGUGAUCACCGGGAACCAGAUUCUCGUGUCCGCCGGUGGGACCUUCGCCCUGGGCUUCUUCUACCCCGGUAGUGAGUCCUUUGGGAGAAAAAAUCGUUAUCUAGGGAUAUGGUACAACAGGAUCCCCAAGAUAACUGUGGUGUGGGUCGCCAACAGGGAUCAGCCGGUCACCGACCCUGCUGCCUUUCUUACCGUCACCGAGGACAGGAACAUCGCUGUGGUAGACUCAGAAAGAAGCUCUAUGUGGUCCUCGGACGUGCCGGGCAUCCCCAACGGAACUGUGGCCAUGCUUCUGGACUCGGGCAAUCUGGUUCUGAGACAAGAAAACGGGCAGGACGUCUGGCAGAGCUUCGACCACCCCACCGACACUUUUCUGCCUCAAAUGAAGCUUCGCUACAACCAGAAAACAGGCAUAGGCCAGAGGGCCAUUGCGUGGAGGGACGUCGACGAUCCCUCUUCGGGAAACUUCUCCUUCGGUCCGAUCUCCCAACAGCUCGUCAUCUGGAGAGGAUUCAAAACCUACUGGAGGGUCUCCUACCAAAGCACUCUGGGCUGGUAUGCAGGCUCUACGGGUGGAGUUCAGUGCUCAAUCUGGGUCUCAAGGGUGGGAGACGAAGUCUCUUUCGGCAUAACCGGCGCUGGGGGCUCUGUCCCACCGAGAUGCACUCUGGUGCCCUCCGGAGAGCUGAAGUUUAUGGUGUGGGUGGAGGCAUCGAGUGAGUGGGUUCCGACGUCUUCGUGGCCAAGCAGGUUCUGCGAUUUCUAUGCACGCUGCGGGCCGUCGGGAGCCUGCAAUAGCAACGCGAAACCGCCGACCUGCAGGUGUCUACAGGGGUUUGUUCCCAAGAACCAGACCGAAUGGGAGAAGAAAAUCUUCUCCAGCGGCUGCGUAAGGAGGGUUCGGCUCCAGUGCAGCAAAGGUGACAAGUUCCUGCAGGUGGAGAGUCUGAAGCUGCCGGAUAGAUCGAGGAUCAUUGGCAAGAAAACCGAAGCCGAGUGCAAGAUCGAGUGCCUCUCCAACUGCCAAUGCACUGCUUACAGUUAUGCCAACACGAGCGUAGAGUCAGACGGUUACAUCUGCCAAGUUUGGUACGGAGAACUCAUAGAUCUUUGGAUCGACGAUAUGGACGGGAAUGACCUGAACAUACGGCUGGUGGCGUCAGAGCUGGGUAAGCUUUAUUCCAAUAUGUCCCUUGUCUUAACAUCGCAGAGCCCACAUGAUAAUCCGCCAUGAUUCUGUUAUCCUGCUCGCAGAUAAGAUGGAAAAAUCAUUCAUGUUCCUUCUGCCGGUACUAGUUAUCUGUGCACUCCUCGUAUGGGCUGGCUCCUAUUUCCUCGUGAAGAGGCUCAGAUCACGCGGUAAUAAAUUAUCCUUCAUGUUAUUUGCCUGGACGAAGAAUGCGUAGCCGAACUGACGAAUGAUUGUCUUGAAGCCCGGAAGAGCACGGCCAGGAAGACGAUGCUGUUAGAGGACGUCGACAUUUCUGAUUCGUUUGGAAGCGACAAAGGCUUCUCAGACGCGCCCCUGGUGGACUUGAAGAGUGUACGAUGUGCUACCUGUGAUUUCUCAGAUACGAACAAGCUCGGCGAAGGGGGAUUUGGUUCCGUUUACAAGGUUAUUACCAGUAACUUGCCUCUUAGAUCAGUGCUGUUCAGGAAGUAGUUCUAGUUUAUACAUCGCAACCGCGUAGGAUGAACUCUCUUUUUCUCUCCCGCUCUCUCUCCCCUUUUCUUACUCUUCCUAUUUACAUACAAACAAAGACAGACACACACAAACACACACACACACACACACACACACACAUAUAUAUAUAUAUAUAUAUCAAUUUAUCAUGGUAUAAGUACAUCUGAGUCUCUUUAUUCAGGGGAAGCUGGUGAGUGGGCAUGAGGUAGCUGUGAAGAGGCUCUCCAGGGGCUCCAAGCAAGGCCACCACGAGUUCGCCAACGAAGUCAGACUCAUCGCCAGGCUCCAACACAAGAAUCUCGUUCGUCUUCUGGGAUGGUGCACCGACCAAGACGAGAAGAUUCUGAUCUACGAAUACAUGCCCAAUAAGAGCCUCGACAAGCUCGUAUUCGGUGGGUUUGUCUUCACUGGACUUUUAUGAUUCCGAUUCUGCCGGGAAGGAUUCAAGCUUCGCUAUUUUCGUAAAUAAUUAAUGCGGUUUUGUGUUAUUACUGGGAACCAGCCAGAUCGGAGGAACUCAGUUUGGAGAAGCGUUUGACGAUCAUCGAGGGGAUAGCGGAUGGGCUUCUCUAUCUGCAUCACCACUCUAGAAUGCGCGUCAUACACAGAGAUCUGAAGACGAGUAAUAUACUUCUCGACAACGAGAUGAACCCCAAGAUCUCAGACUUUGGGUUGGCAAGAAUAUUUGAAAUAAACCAGACCGAAGGAAAUACUAGGAAGGUCGUCGGAACGUUGUAGGUUCUAAUCAAGUUCCGAAUCUUCUAUCAGUUUCAUCCUCCUAUCGUGACUAAUCUCGGUGAAUUUCGGGCUGUGGGUGCAGUGGAUACAUGUCGCCGGAGUACGCCAUAGACGGCGUCUUCUCUGAGAAAUCUGACGUCUUCAGCUUCGGCGUGAUCGUCUUGGAAGUUAUCAGUGGGAAAAGAUGCACGGGGUAUUAUCCAUGUAGGGAGUCACUGAAUCUUCUAGGAUAUGUGAGUUCCAGCCAUCUGGUGUGCUUCUAGAUUACAUUGAGUUAUAAGAAUGGUUCUGGAAUAAAGUAUUUCGGGGAAUUUGUAUUAAACGUUUCCCCUUCCCUUCCAAUUAAUUUGCUUCUCACUCAAUGGUGCAGGCGUGGGAGCUGUGGAAAGAAGACAGGGCCGUGGAACUCCUGGAGCCGGCAGUUAAGAGCUCAUGCCAGGCGGACGAGGUUCUGAAGUGCAUUCAAGUUGGAUUACUGUGCAUUGAGGAAGAUGCGGCGGACAGACCCACUAUGAAUUCAGUCGUUUCCAUGCUGAAAAGUGAAAGCAGUGUGUUACCAUUGCCGAAGCAGCCUGGUUUUUCGUUUGGAAGAAAUCUGAGGGUCCGUGUAGGCAGAUCACCGAGAUCAUCCAUUUAUGGGUUGAGCGAGAGUAUUUUCGAAGGGCGCUGA